AUGGUGGAAAAAUCCACUGUAUUAUUUGCUCGUUUAUACGUAGAGCUUUUUCAUGAGCUUCCCCCUCUUCCAUCAGAUGAGUCUGACGGCCAAACUACAACUUCCGAGAGACAGUUUCUGCGCAGAUGCCAAAUAGAGCUUGAAAGCUCAUCAUCCCCAAAAACAGAACAAUUCCCACUUGUUUAUGUUGAUAACUCAACUUAUGGGAGACUCAUCGAGACUGUAAGGGUCUUGGCUGAAGUUUUCAAGAAUCUCAAGAUCACUGAAGCAACACGGAAACGCAUUAUUCAGUUGCAUAUGAAUCACAUCUUGCCGCCGCCUGAGAUUAAAAGUUCUCUGUGUGUCUCUAAUAGGCAGCUUGAUUUACAGGCCGUGGAGUUGGAGAACAAUUACAAUGAAGAAGUCAAGCUUAGGAAAGAGGCAGAAGAUGCACUUGCUAGAAAAAAGGAAGAAGUGGAAAUGCUGGAACGGUCGCUUGAGUCCUACAAGAAGGAACAAGCUAAGCUGCAACUUGAAGCUCAAACCUUGGAGCACAAGCAUGACGCAGAGUUGCAGCUUAGGAGAGAAACAGAAAUAGUGGUAGCCGUAGAACGUGAUUAUAUGACUUGGAAGGAUGUUGAAACCUUGGAGGAAAAGCAUGAAGCAGAGCUGAAGCUUCGGAAAGAAGCAGAAAUUGCGCUGGACAAGGAGAGGAAAGGGUUGGAGGGGAUAAAGCAACUGCUUGAAACCUGUAUAAUAGAACAAGACAACCUGAAAUCACAGGUCGUAACUUGGAAAGACAUGUACGACCAAGAGUCAAGUGUUAGGAAAGAAACAAAGGAUGCUCUUUCUAAAGAAAAACAAGACCUGGAGACGGUCAAGGCACUACUUAAGGCGUCUAGAAAAGAAGCAGAUGCAAUGCGACAAGAGAGGGACGAUGCUCGCAAAACAGCGCAAGAGUUAGUGACCGAGCGUCAACCUCCAUCAUCAUUUCUCUGCCCUAUCACACAGGAUGUCAUGAAAGAUCCAAUCAUAGCUGCGGAUGGAUUCACAUACGAAGCAGAAGAUAUCAAGAAAUGGCUAAGCAUAGGCCACAAGACGUCGCCGAUGACAAAUCUCACACUUGCUCAUCUUAACCUGAUCCCUAACCGUGCUCUCCGGUCUGCGAUUGAGGAGUUGGUUUGA
Capsella rubella is the source of this 1164-nucleotide messenger RNA. RefSeq names its product putative U-box domain-containing protein 58. Gene Ontology annotation, molecular function: ubiquitin-protein transferase activity. Gene Ontology annotation, biological process: protein ubiquitination. NCBI's taxonomy places the organism in Eukaryota, Viridiplantae, Streptophyta, Magnoliopsida, Brassicales, Brassicaceae. The coding region runs from base 1 to 1164 and encodes 387 amino acids. The record is from RefSeq and is a predicted model, not a curated record. The transcript has 5 exons.